This is a messenger RNA of Pseudogymnoascus destructans, 1317 nucleotides long. RefSeq lists its product as uncharacterized. The record is from RefSeq and is a predicted model, not a curated record. NCBI's taxonomy places the organism in Eukaryota, Fungi, Ascomycota, Leotiomycetes, Thelebolales, Thelebolaceae. Bases 1 to 1317 code for a protein of 438 amino acids. The transcript has 2 exons.
AUGAAGAUCUCUGCUUCUUUUGUUGCUGCGGGCCUCGUCGUCCUGGCCAACGCGAAAGCGAACCCAGACCCAAACCCAAACCCCGAUAACGGCAAUGCGGGCGUGGGAGUAGGCGUGGGUGUGGGUGUGGGUGUGGGAGUCAACCUCGGCGGACUCGGUGGCCUCCUCGGCGGUAUCGUUGGAGGCAUAGGCGGUCUCCUUGGCCUUGGUGGAGGCCACAACGGCGGUGGACACCCAAAGCCGCCAUGCACCACCUCCACGACCAAGAAACCCACUACCACUACCUCGGGCCCAACCUCCACAGCAACCUCCUGCGUCAAUCUCGGCUGCUACGCCGACCCCAUCGGCCUCCCAUCGCGCGUCCUCACCUUCAACUCCCAGAUCAACGAGGGUGCCCAGACCCCCGAGUCCUGCCGCGCCAUCUGCCUAGCCGCCGGUCUCAAGUACGCCGGCCUCGAAUACAGCUUCGAGUGCUGGUGCGGUGAUGUCCUUCACAACGUCUCCCCCCCAGUCAUCGACGCAUCCAAGUGCACCUUCCCCUGCUCUGGCGACUCCUCAAAGACCUGCGGUGGCCAGGAGUAUCUCGAUCUCUGGGACUGCUCUGCCGCCAUCCCCAAGCCGCCGAACGUCAACGGCUGCAAGUCCCUUGGAUGCUACACGGAUUCCACCUCUGGCCGCACGCUGAAAACCUCCGUCGAGGGCGGUGAUGCCAACCAGUCCCACGAGACAUGCACCGCUGCCUGUAUCGCCCUUGGCUUCCGCUUCGCUGGAACAGAGUAUGGUAAGGAGUGCUGGUGUGCGGCUUCCCUUGCUUCAACUGGUGUGCCGGCGCCCGAUGGAAACGAGCAGUGCGAUAUGCCCUGUGCAGGCAACCCAAGCCAGAAGUGCGGAGGCAAGGACCGCAUCAACGUCUAUGACUGCCAGUACCCAACUCCCUCUGGGACCACACCACCAGUGGUGACGGUAGCACCAACUUCGCCCCCUUGCCCGCCGAGGUUGGUGUUUGAUUUCCAUGGUUGCUUUUGGAACAAGAGGAAGGAUAGCUUAGAGUUUUGCUAUGAGUGGUUGAAGGUUAAGCAGAUUGACGCUAUCACGACCACAACGACCAUCAAGAACCGCUGGGUUGCCCGCAGCCUCGGCGACAAAGGCCCCUUGGGCAACUACGGCGGCAGACUCGGUAACUCGCGCUGCAAGACGUACCUGCCCAAGUGGCCGAAGCUCAAGGACUUCCAGGACGACGAGAUCGAGCGCGCUUGCCGUUGCCAUGUCGGACAGUGGUGGCAAGCACCAGUGGUGACGAAGACCGCUUAUCACUGA